AAUAGCUGUUUUUGUUGGAGGCUCCCAUUAAAAACAAUGUGAAUAUGUGAGGAGUCAUCAACAUGUGACGUCAUAGUCUGCGACUUCCGGUACAGGCAGGGCUUUUCUGUUAGCGACCGAAAGUUGCGAACUUUAUCGUGGAUGUUCUCUACAAAAUGCUUUCAGCAAAAAUAUGGCAAUAUUGCGAAAUUAUCAAGUAUGACACACAGAAUAGACCUGCUAUCCCUGUUUAAAUAAGAACAUUUCAUUUCAGUAGGCCUUUAAAGGGUUAUGAGGUGUAGUUUGCAGUAAACCAAGACAACGGAAACAUGUCAAUAGCCACACAGCUUCUUCGUACAUUAUGAAAAUAAAUACAAUUUACAAUUAGGGGGUAAAUCAUUUACUUUCAAAUAGUAUGCAACUAACAACUCCUUCAAUAACACAAAUGACGUCAUCAAAAACUUGACAGAUCAAUACCCAAACAAAUGUAUGUGAGCAACUGAAAACUGGAAGUAAUGAAACCCAAACUAACAUAGUAACAUAAAUCCAUGGAAGCCCGAAUACCCCAAUGGUCAGUCAUAGUUAUGAGGUGAAAAGUCGAAAUUAUGAGAAAUAUACAUAACGGGCUUCAAUAAAAGCGUUCACUUUAUUUUUCAUGUCACAGGACUUCUCGCAGGAUUAAGUAGGACACGUGACCUAAUAGCCCGUAAGGUUCUGUUUAUCUUAGAGUCAACAACAGUCAUGAAAGUAGCAUUAUUAUUACCACAGUAUAAUUGGUAUUAUUAUUAUUACUUUAUUGUUAUCUCAGAGUGACUUAUUUUACAGCGCGUGGACACAUGACCCCACUUCCGGCAGAACUCUUAAACAGCUGACCUACUUUGACUGCCCCUGACUUUAUAAAUAAGGCUCGGCGGAGGACUACACCACGGCGGCGGUGCGACGGUUGGCGCGCAAGACCAAACUUCCCUCUUCGUGUUUCUUCUUUUUUUUCCUUGACUUCUUAUUUCUUACCUGGCCAGGUAAAGUCGAAUCAUCAUGGCGGACAGUGUUCAAUUCGCCACGGCCAUGCCGGACAUCCGUGCGAUGUUCUACCUGCUGUCGCCCAACGAGUCGUCCUUCGAGAAGGUUGAAGAAGUGCCCGAAUAUGUUCAUCAGGCCAAUCCUUUCUUCAUCGGGCUGAUCAUCCUGGAGAUGGGUGUCGGCAUGUUGCUAUCGGAAUCUCCGCUGUACAACAUCGGUGAUGGAAUCAUCUCUGUAUCAUUAGGGAUGAUAUCCAGGCUACCACUUUUGCUGGUACGGGGCUUCGAGCUGUCUGCCUACAUGUACGUGUGGGACCACUAUCGCCUGCUGCGGCUACCCUGGGACUCCGCCUGGACCUGGCGCUUCACAUUCCUGGCUGUAGACUUCUGCUACUACUGGUUCCACCGCUUUGCUCACGAGGUGUCCGUCUUGUGGGCGGCCCACCAGGUUCACCACAGUUCGGAAUACUUCAACUUCAGCACGGCCCUACGGCAGCCUCUCACGCAGCAGCUGACAUCUUGGAUCUACUACCUGCCCAUGGCUCUGGCGGUGCCUCCUUCAGUCUUUGCCGUCCACAUCCAAUUGAAUCUGCUCUUCCAGUUCUGGCUGCACACAGAGUUGGUCCGAGACCUGGGACCUUUGGAAUGGAUCUUCAACACUCCAAAGCAUCACAGAGUUCACCACGGGAGGAAUGAGUACUGCAUUGACAAGAACUACGGGGGCAUUCUGAUCAUAUGGGACCGAUUGUUCGGCACCUUUGCUGCAGAGGAGGACAAAGUGAUGUACGGCUUGGUCUUCCCUGUCAACACGUUUGAAAUCAUCACGAAUCAGUUCCACUACUAUUUGUCUUUGUGGAGACGGGCCAGCACCUACACCAGCAUGAAAAACAAAGUGUUGACGUUUGUCAACGGUCCGAGCUGGCUGCCCGGUAAACCCAGGCUGGGCGAUCAUGAGCUAGUCCCGAAGGUGACUGGAAAGGAAGUGCCUCAUGAGCCCAGCUGCUCGCUGCCCUUACAAGUUUAUGCGGUGACACAUUUCCUGCUGGUCCUGCAUACUUACCACAAUCUGUUUGAAAACCAAGCGAUAUUAACACAGGUUACCAUCCUGGGGAUGACCGCCUACGUCCUGCUGACACUCACCUGCAUUGGUUUCAUCAUCGACCAAAGGUCGCUGGCAUCCAUCUUGGAGAUGCUGCGUUGUGCUGCCAUGGUGACGAUGCUGCGGUACAAUCAGUUGAGGCUCCCCUAUUCGUCUCUGGCUAUCCCCACUGAGGCCUUUGCCUCCCUCUCGCUGCUCUACUGGGCCAUGCAGAUCUUCUCUCAGCUGCUCUCCAUCAAGAGGAAGUCAGACUGAUCGUGGCCCUGCAGACCAGACCAGCUCACACUGUACCACCGGUACAAACAAAUCUACUUUUUCCAUUUCAGUUUUUGUUUCCUUUUUUAAAGUCAACAACCAAAAAUUUGACUAACAUGACUUCUUGUGUGCCUUUACUAACAAAUUAAGCGGGUGAAAGUUUCUAAUGUAAGACAUCACCUUAUCUUGCUGUUUAUCCUGUAUUUAAAUGACACCCAAUACGCUUAUACUCUCCACAUGCCCAGUGAAACUUCACAACACAAUCCGUUCACUUUCUGGCCUCUAAACUUCAGAAUAAACUAGAGUGUCGGAAAAUAAUCUGUUUCAGUGUCAAGCCAUGGUUCAUCGCAGACCGUACUUUACAGGCAAAGUGUAGCUGCCAUACAAGUAGUGAUGUUUCAAUCUGGGUUGUAUGCUGCCGAUACCGAUCAUCCAAGAGUAAGAUCGGCCGAUACCAAUACCAAUCAUAUCUAUAAACAGUAUAUUUUUCUAUUAUUUUUUAAAUAACGAGUCCUACUGACAUCUGCGGCUGGAUGGAUGGAUCCUGUUGACAUAAUACUUCAAGAUAGAUACUUAGUAGAGUUUAUGAGAUACAAUUGUUUGAUAAAAAUAAAGUCAAUAGUACACAAGAACUAAACCAAAGUACAAGCACUAAUUGACUGAAAGAGCACGCACUUGGCGCAACGAUGUCAUGUUUAUCGAUGGGAAAAUGCUAUUUUAAAUGAUUUGCCUGAGACCCUGAGAAUAAUAGGCAGUUGCCUUUCCAUUAAGAAAAAUAAACUAAUUUUUAGUGUAAGUUUGCUGGUUUCAAGAAAAUUAAUGCCGAGCCCAUAUCAUUAUGUCAAGAUAAUGGAACUAGCGUUUACUUAAUUUAAAGAUAUUUUUCAACAUAUUGAGAAAAAAUGUCCCUUUUUUUUCUAUCAAGAAAAGUGCACUUGUUAUUAGUGAGAAUAUACUUAUUCCAAGGUAUUUUUGGGUUCAUUGAGAUCAUCUUAUUUUACUUGUUUUGGAAAGUCUUGACAAGCCAAAUGUUCUUGUUCUUUGGCAGAUAAUUUUCCUUAUUUCAAGUAAAAUACCCUUAUUUUUUAUUUUUUAUUUUUUUCUUGUUUUUGACACUGACUUUUUUGCAGUGCUGUUAAUCGCACGUCACCUGCCGUCUCUGCAUCUUGGGGUCACACAUGCGACACCGUGACAAGCAUGACCAAACACAGUGUGCAAAAUAGGGCAAUGUUAGCUAUUUCAUUCUAGUCUACAUAUGAGUCUUUUCCUGGUGGAACAAGAAACAGGUACAAUAUGUUAUUGUGUAUAUACUGCAUAAACAUCCGAUAUAGCAGUGGUUCUCAAUCUCAACCUUUUUUUAGUGAUGUAUCCCCUGUGAACAUUUUUUUUAAUUCAAGUACCCCCUUAUCAGAGCAAAGCAUUUUUGGUUUAAAAAAAAGAGAUAAAGAAGUAAAAUACAGCACUAUGUCAUCAGUUUUCAAUUUAUUAAAUUGUAUAAUGGUGCAAAAUAUUGCUCAUUUGUAGUAGUCUUUCUUAUAUUAUUUGGAAAAAAGAUAUAAAAAUAACUAAAAACUUGUUGAAAAAUAAACAAGUGAUUCAAUUAUAAAUAAGGAUUUCUACACAUAGAAGUAAUCAUCAACUUAAAGUGCCCUCUUUGGGGAUUGUAAUAGAGAUGCAUCUGGAUUCAUGAACAUUUCUUCACAAAAAAAGGAAUCUUUAACAUCAAUAUUUAUGGAACAUGUCCACAAAAAAAUCUUGCUGUCAACACUGAAUAUUGCAUUGUUGCAUUUCUUUUCACAGUUUAUGAAUUUACAUUCAUAUUUUGUUGAAGUAUUAUUCAAUAAAUAUAUUUAUAAAAGAUUUGAGUUGUUGCUAUUUUUAGAAAAUCUCACGUACUCCUUGGCAUACCUUCAAGUACCCGAAGGGGUACGCGUACCCCCAUUUGAGAACCACUGCGUUAUAGUAUCAGAGUUUUGGUACACAGCCCUCAUUUUUGCACGUUUUAGAUUUUAGUUUUGGAUUUAGUGACUUAACAUAUUGCCAUUGCUUGACCCUGGAACAGAUUAAAUAAUUUACCAGUAUUUCCUAUGAAGGUAAAAAAAAAAAAAAAAAAUCUCCGUAGACAUUGUGUUGACUUUAGAGCUUCUACCGUAACCCUCAACUGUACUUGAAUACAAAUACUACUCUAUGCUUUAACACGUGGUACGAUAAUGACUACUACCCUCAUACUAUUUGUUUGUGAUGUACUCUAUUUUAUUAUCAUAUCCAGUCCAGUGUUGUCACUGUGUCGGAAGGAUCAAAUUCUACGGUGCAUAAGCAGGAUAUGAAUGUGAAAAAGGAAGGCAGAGAGAAUCCAAUCACUUGAUCAAUCAUUCCAUCCUCGGAUGUCUUUCAUGCCAAGUCCUCCCACUGAGACCGAGGCAAAGGUGUUGUCCAGACGUCAUGUGAGAGUGCAAUAUUCCACAGCUGAUGGUGCUAUUUCCUCCCCCGUAGUCGUGCGCGUCAUGGUCCUAGUUAUGAGAAGCACAUGGAAUUAUUGAUGUGUCACACCAGAUAUGACCAGAGGUAAACGUACAUUUACUUAAAUAACUUUUAAGAAUGAAUUGUACUUGUCAGAGCAGUUUUAAUGCAAGAUACGUUUUACUGAAGUAUUUUUGUGCAGAAUAAAACGCUACUUUUACUCCUGA
Nerophis ophidion (straightnose pipefish) is the source of this 5039-nucleotide messenger RNA. It is a transcript of the gene agmo, whose product is annotated as alkylglycerol monooxygenase. Lineage: Eukaryota; Metazoa; Chordata; Actinopteri; Syngnathiformes; Syngnathidae. Gene Ontology annotation, molecular function: iron ion binding; oxidoreductase activity. The transcript is spliced from 13 exons. The coding region runs from base 1015 to 2352 and encodes 445 amino acids. Gene Ontology annotation, cellular component: endoplasmic reticulum. The record is from RefSeq and is a predicted model, not a curated record. Gene Ontology annotation, biological process: lipid biosynthetic process.